AUGAAUUCUAAUAUAAAAUUAUUAGUUGCUUUAAUAAUAGCCGUAUAUGUAAACGCGGAAUAUAUAAGUUAUAAAGAUUACAAAGUAUUUAAGCUAGUUCCAAAAACAGAAGAAGAUGUAGACAUUAUAAAAAACAUACACCAAGAAAACAAACAUAUCUUCUGGAGUGACAUGAUCAAAGUUGGAAGUGAUGUUAGAAUUAUGGUGAAACCAGAUGAAGGGAAUGAUUUUGAAAACUACGCAGAGAGUGUUGGUUUAAAUGCAAAAUUAAUUAUACAAAAUGUUCAAAGUUUAAUAGAUGCUCAGUUAAAAAGACCAAUAGAGCGAGAUUCGCAACAAUACAAUUGGGAUCACUAUCAAACCUUAGAGGAAAUUUACGAUUGGUUAGACAAAAUUGCUGAACAACAUCCUGAUGUUGUUACAAUAAUAGAUAUAGGAAGAAGCGUAGAGGGAAGAGAAAUCAAAGGUGUAAAAAUUGAUUUUAAGAAAAAAGCAAACCCAGUUAUAGGUUUCUUCGAAGGAGGUCUGCAUGCUAGAGAAUGGAUAUCUCCCGUAACACUAACAUGGAUUAUAAAUGAAUUCUUAAACAGCAAAGACAGAAAAGUGAGAGAGCUUGCUGAAAAUGUUGUUUGGCAUAUCGUUCCUGUAACCAAUCCUGAUGGAUAUAAAUAUAGUUUCACUGACAAUCGAAUGUGGAGAAAGAAUCGAAAUACCGCAAAUUUCACGUCCUGUGCUCAAUGGAAUCUUGAUGACGAUAUGAGUAAUGGUUUUGAUUUAAACAGAAACUUUGGCUAUCUGUGGAUGGCUACUGGAGCAUCCCAGAACCCAUGCACCCAAAAUUUUGCCGGUCCAGUUGCGUUUUCUGAACCGGAAUCUAUAGCUAUUGCUAAUUACAUCCUCGGCUUACAAAGGGAAGGCAACCUGGUAUACUAUAUGGGAUUCCACUCCUAUUCCCAGAUGAUCUUAAUUCCUUAUAGUCAUGUUAAAGGAGCUGAUGUCUUGGAAGUUGCAAAUUAUGGUGAUUUGUUUGAAAUAGCUAUCAAAGGUGGAGAGAAACUGAAAGAAAGACACAACACAAUAUACAGCGUUGGUACAUCAGCGGACAUUUUAUAUGAAGUUGCUGGUUCCGGUUUUGAUUGGGUCAAAGGAAGUGCUAAAGUGCCUUUAGUAUUUCUCUUUGAAUUACGUGAUGUAGGAGAAUAUGGUUUUCUUUUGCCACCAGAACAAAUUAUUCCAAAUAAUGAAGAAGUAAUGGAUGCGUUAGUUGAAAUGGACAGAGUAUCUAGACAAAUAGGGUACUAUUAAAGG
Vanessa atalanta (red admiral) is the source of this 1308-nucleotide messenger RNA. RefSeq names its product zinc carboxypeptidase-like. Bases 1 to 1305 code for a protein of 434 amino acids. Gene Ontology annotation, molecular function: metallocarboxypeptidase activity; zinc ion binding. Lineage: Eukaryota; Metazoa; Arthropoda; Insecta; Lepidoptera; Nymphalidae. The transcript has 6 exons. Gene Ontology annotation, biological process: proteolysis. The record is from RefSeq and is a predicted model, not a curated record.